Hirsutella rhossiliensis is the source of this 3555-nucleotide messenger RNA. Its product is annotated as hydroxymethylglutaryl-coenzyme A reductase domain-containing protein. The record is from RefSeq and is a predicted model, not a curated record. The transcript has 2 exons. Gene Ontology annotation, biological process: ergosterol biosynthetic process; coenzyme A metabolic process; isoprenoid biosynthetic process. Gene Ontology annotation, molecular function: protein binding; hydroxymethylglutaryl-CoA reductase (NADPH) activity. Gene Ontology annotation, cellular component: endoplasmic reticulum membrane; peroxisomal membrane. NCBI's taxonomy places the organism in Eukaryota, Fungi, Ascomycota, Sordariomycetes, Hypocreales, Ophiocordycipitaceae. The coding region runs from base 1 to 3555 and encodes 1184 amino acids.
AUGAUAUCCGCCUCCUUCCUCCCCACCCGCUUCCGCGGUGAACCGGACCGCCCUCAGCAGGCCGAAGCCCCCUCCCGCAUGGCCAAGAAGAUUGCGCCGCUCCUCCAGCGCAUGUCCAAGCUUGCCUGCCACCACCCAAUCCACAUCAUCGUCAUCGUCGCUCUCCUCGCCAGCACCUCGUACGUCGGCCUCCUCCAGGAGAGCUUGUUCGAGGGUGCCCCGAGCAUCGGAAAGGCCGACUGGUCGUCUUUGGUCGACGGCAGCAGACACCUCCUCGCCGGCCCCGACACGGCAUGGAAGUGGCACAGCGUGGAGCACGAUGCCGCGGCUGCCGAUAUUGACCACUUGGCCCUGCUGACUCUCGUCUUUCCCGACACCCUCUCCACCGACUCGCCGAGCAACGCGCCGCCGUCCCACGCGCUCCCGACUCCGCGCAACCUGUCCAUCACCCCUCUCCCCUCCACCGAAAACCCCUUUACAGCCUACUCCCAGGACAGCAUACUCGCCUACUCCCUCCCAUAUACCGAUGCUCCCGAAUUUGUGUCCGCCAUCCAAGAGAUCCCUAACGAGGACGCCGAGGAGACGGUGACGCGCCAUGGCCGUGAGAAAAAGAUGUGGAUCAUGAAGGCUGCCAAGGUCGACACACGCGGUUCACUUGCCCAGUGGGCCACCAAUGCCUGGACCGAGUUUCUCGACCUGCUCAAAAACGCCGAGUCGCUCGACAUUGUCAUCAUGAUUUUGGGCUACCUGUCUAUGCACCUCACCUUUGUCUCCCUCUUCCUCUCCAUGCGUCGCAUGGGCUCCAACUUCUGGCUCGCCACGAGCACUCUCUUCUCCUCCGUCUUUGCUUUCCUCUUUGGCCUGGCCGUCACGGCGAAGCUCGGUGUCCCCAUCAGCUUCAUCCUGUUGUCCGAGGGCUUGCCCUUCCUGGUCGUUACGAUUGGCUUUGAAAAGAACAUUGUCCUGACGCGGGCUGUUCUCUCUCACGCCGUCGAGCACCGGAGCACCCAGACCCACGGCUCCCAGUCCAAACAGAAGCCCGCCGAGGCACAAAACGUCAUCCAGUACGCCAUCCAGGCUGCCAUCAAGGACAAGGGCUAUGAGAUUCUCCGUGACUAUGCCAUCGAGAUCAUCAUUCUCGUCCUCGGCGCUGCCUCGGGCGUCCAGGGCGGGCUGCAGCAGUUUUGCUUCCUGGCCGCCUGGAUCCUCUUGUUCGACUGCAUCCUCCUCUUCACCUUUUACACCGCUAUUCUCAGCAUCAAGCUCGAGAUCAACCGCAUCAAGCGCCAUGUCAACAUGCGCAUGGCGCUCGAGGCUGACGGCGUCAGCCGCCGGGUGGCCGAGAACGUGGCAACGGGCGACGAUGACUGGCUCCUAGCCGGCGGCAAGAGGGCAGAAGAUACCUCUCUCUUCGGCUCCAAGGUCAAGAGCAGCAGCGUCCCCAAGUUCAAGGUGCUCAUGAUCUCGGGCUUCAUCCUUAUCAACGUCAUCAACAUCUGCACCAUCCCUUUCCGCAGCGCCACGUCGCUGUCGACUCUCCGAUCCUGGGCCGGAGGCCUGGGCGGCGUCGUUUCCAAUCCGCCCGUCGACCCGUUCAAGGUGGCGUCCAAUGGUCUGGACGCGAUCCUGGCCGCGGCCAAGGCCAGCGGCAAGUCGACUCUUGUCACGAUUCUGACCCCCAUAAAGUACGAGCUCGAGUAUCCGUCCGUCCACUACGCCCUGGUCUCGUCGGCCUGUGGCGGCGGCAUGAGCAAGUGCGAUGGGUUGGGCCAGUUUGAUAGCUACGGCGUCGGUGGCCGCGUGGUGGGCAGUCUCCUCAAGAGCCUGGAGGACCCUGUCCUGUCCAAGUGGAUCGUGGUCGCCCUGGCCCUAAGCGUCGGCUUGAACGGGUACCUCUUCAACGCCGCCAGGUGGGGGAUCAAGGACCCCAAUGUGCCCGACCGAGGCAUCGACCGCAAGGAGCUGGCUCGCGCCCAGAGGUUCAACGAGACCGACUCGGCAACGCUGCCUCUCGGCGAAUACGUGCCUCCGGCGCCGCCGCAGCAGACCGAGCCUCCGACCCCUGCCAUGACCGACGACGAGCUGGACACGUUCUCGAUGACAAAGCUUCGACUGCCCAGCUCGCCGUCAGAACAUCGCUCGUACGGGGAGCUGGAGAAGUUGCUGACGGAAAAGCGCGCGCACGAGAUGUCUGACGAGGAGGUUGUCACCAUGUCCAUGCGCGGCAAGAUUCCCGGUUAUGCCCUGGAGAAGACGUUGAAGGACUUUACCCGCGCCGUCAAAGUCAGACGCAUGAUAAUUUCACGGACAAAGGCGACCAUGGAGCUCACCAAUAGCCUGGAGCGGUCUAAGCUACCUUUUGAGGAUUACAACUGGGAGCGUGUCUUUGGAGCCUGCUGCGAAAAUGUGGUUGGAUACCUCCCCCUACCCGUCGGCGUCGCCGGCCCUCUGGUCAUCGACGGCCAGAGCUACUUCAUCCCCAUGGCCACGACGGAGGGUGUGCUGGUGGCCAGCGCGAGCAGAGGAUGCAAGGCCAUCAACUCUGGGGGCGGCGCCGUCACCGUCCUGACGGCGGACGGCAUGACGCGCGGUCCCUGCAUCAGCUUCGAGACUCUAGAGCGGGCCGGCGCCGCAAAGCUCUGGCUGGACUCGGAGGCCGGGCAGUCGGUGAUGAAGAAGGCGUUCAACUCGACGAGCCGGUUCGCUCGUCUGCAAUCCAUGAAGACGGCCCUUGCCGGCACCAACCUAUACAUUCGGUUCAAGACGACGACGGGCGAUGCCAUGGGCAUGAACAUGAUCUCCAAGGGCGUCGAGCACGCGCUCGACGUCAUGACCACCGAGGGCGGCUUUGACGACAUGUUGAUUGUGUCGCUUUCGGGCAACUACUGCAUCGACAAGAAGGCGGCGGCCAUCAACUGGAUCGACGGGCGCGGCAAGAGCAUCGUGGCCGAGGCUAUUAUCCCGGCCGAAGUUGUCAAGAGCGUGCUGAAGAGCGACGUCGACUCGCUGGUGGAACUCAAUGUGUCCAAGAACCUCAUCGGCUCGGCCAUGGCCGGCUCCAUUGGUGGGUUCAAUGCGCACGCCGCCAACAUUGUGGCUGCCAUCUUCCUGGCAACGGGCCAGGACCCUGCCCAAGUGGUGGAGAGCGCCAACUGCAUCACCACCAUGAAAAACCUCAACGGGUCGCUCCAAAUCUGCGUGUCGAUGCCGUCGCUGGAAGUGGGCACGCUGGGUGGCGGCACCAUUCUCGAGCCGCAGAGCGCCUUGCUCGACAUGCUCGGCGUUCGGGGCUCACACCCGACGAACCCAGGCGACAACUCUCGGCGCCUUGCACGCAUCAUCGGCGCGGCGGUCCUGGCCGGCGAGCUGUCGCUGUGCAGUGCCCUGGCGGCUGGUCACUUGGUCAAGGCACACAUGCAGCACAAUCGGAGCGCGGCACCGUCGCGAACCACAACACCAGCCCCGCAGUCGACGACGCCAGUCUCGCUGGCCAUGACGAGUGCGCACGAGACAUCGAUGCUGAGCGCCGCGGCCCAGCAGAGGUCAAGGCGGUAG